This is a messenger RNA of Peniophora sp. CBMAI 1063, 1152 nucleotides long. Lineage: Eukaryota; Fungi; Basidiomycota; Agaricomycetes; Russulales; Peniophoraceae. The record is from the annotation of a GenBank genome assembly.
AUGCAGGUUGCCGCAACAGAGAAUGGACCACUGUUUGAGCACUUCAACGGGAGCGAUCCAGAUGUAUUCCCACUAUUCGGCGACUCGACAUCGAAUCAAGCAUUGCUAUAUUCUCCUCCCAUGGGAGAUGGCGUAAUAUUCAACGAUCCGACAUACCCCAACUACACCCUUCCCUCGCCCGAGACCCCCUUCUCAAAUGCAUCGCCUCCACCCAGGAACUUCAGCUACACCCUCCUGCUCUCCCCCACAACCGCCGGUUUGCCCUCGCGACCGCAAACAGCAUGUGCUCUCACCCGAGCCGUCAAUCCACGGACGAAUGGGACCCUUGCGAGCCAACAGCUAUGGUUACGCGACGGAUCUGACGGUUACCGUACUGAAUGGCUGAUAAACGGUCUCACGCCGAGUACGAACUACACGAUGUAUACCGUGUUGAACGGCGCGAAAGUUGCUGGACCUCAGUAUUUCGUGACAAAGUCCGGCACAUUCUCAUGUCCACUCGUACACUCCCUACCCUACUGCCCCUCCGUCUCCUACGCCGUUCCCCUAGCUUUCCCAGCACGCGCCGCAGGAGGCGUCUACACCUCCACAACCCUCCCCUCGUCAAUAACCGACCCGCUCAUGAGCUACCUCUCAAACUUCACGACCUCCCUCACAUCCUUCGCCUGUGGCCGCGACUAUUAUUCCCCGCUCAAGAGUUGUGCGGAUUGUCGACGCGCAUAUCAGAAGUGGCUGUGCAGCGUGUCCUUCCCAAGGUGUGGAGAGUACCCGAGUAUCAACACGACGGGCUUUGCACUGCCUACGACCGUCGCGCCUCAAGAUACCGCUGCUCAACAAACCUUCCGCGCUUCAAUCCCCACCGCUGCGCUCAGCGCCGUCCCAUCCGGUACAACCCCGCGCAACGCCAACCUCCCCGUCUUCAACCAAUCUUACUACUCCCUCCUACCAUGUCUGGAAACAUGCGCGGAAGCGGACAGGAGCUGCCCGUACUUCAUCGGGUUCAAGUGUCCCGUGAUACAAUUCAAUGCGAACGAGAGUUAUGGGAUCGGAUAUGUGGAUGGGUAUAGAGAUGGGCAUGGGAGCUAUGAGCCUGGGGCGGGCAAUCCGGGUGUUGCACAGGAUGUUUGGGGUAAUGUCUGGUGUAAUCAGAGCUAG